UCUUUUCUACUUUUAGGUAGAGAAAGAUGACACGUCCCAACAAGGAAGGUUUCAGGAAAUUUCCCUUCAACUUUUACGUGUAUGUUAACGUUUUCCCUUCAACUUUUCACUAUGACCCACACUAAACCGUGUGGCCACCACCCCUACCAGUAGAAGUAGUUGAUUGUCCAUCUCUCUCCUGUUUAUUUCCAUUCCUACCUCUCUUUCAACUUCCCUCUCUUCCUACUACUUUUGCAUUCAGAAUUUUGAGUGAGUUUUCUGCUUAUUUUCUUGUCAUUUCUCACUUCUCUCUGCCUCUGUUUUUUGUUUCUCUUUUUUGUUUGCAGAACCCAUUUUCCACUGGUAACUGAAUCUGAUUCAACAAUCAAAUCGAAUUGUCAAAUAUGUGUUGGUACUGAAUUACAUACCUGACCACGUUACUGUUCGGAUUACUCGAUUUAUAGCAACUGUUUUUUUUCUUUUCCCGAUGGCAUUGAGCACCCAAAGAGCCUCUGCAUCUUUUGUUUCGAAUGAAUCCGAUCCUCGAUGGAAGUAUGAUGUGUUUUUGAGUUUUAGGGGUGUAGACACCCGGAAGGGUUUUGUAUCUCAUUUAUACCAUGAAUUGUGCAAGUGCCAAGGAAUUACGACUUUCUUUGACGAUCGAGAGCUUGAAGGAGGAACAAGUAUUCAUCUUGAGCUCCCGAGUGCGAUCAAGGAAUCGCAUAUUGCAAUCGUUGUUCUCUCACCAAACUACGCUUCUUCCAAAUGGUGCUUGAAUGAACUUACAACCAUUCUUCAAUCCAUGGAAGCCAGGAACUCAGUUCUGCCAGUCUUUUAUGAGACAGAUCCAUCUGACGUUGGAAAUCAGAGGGGGUCUUUUGCCAAAGCCUUCGAUGAGCAUGAAGAAAAGUUCAUUAGUACGGAAGACAAGAUGAAGGUGACCCAGUGGAGAGAAGCUCUGAAAAAAGUAUCCAAAAUUUCUGGGUGGCAUUCGAAGGAAUCUAAGUGUGAAAGGGAGCUUAUUCAAAAAAUCGUCCAAAGUGUGUGGAGGAAAGUGCAAGCUACAUUCACAUUGUUAGAUUCUUCACAGAAAUUUGUUGGGGUUAAUUUUAGGCUUGAGCAACUAAGUUCGCUAUUAGCUCAUGAUGCCAAUGAUGUUCGCUUUAUAGGGAUAACGGGGAUGGCUGGCAUAGGUAAGACAACUCUUGCUAAGCUAGUUUAUGAUAAAAUCUUCCAUCAUUUUGAAGUUCAUUCCUUCCUAGGAAACAUUAGAGAGGUUUCUAAAAAAGACCGUACUCUAAUUGGUCUUCAAGAAAGACUUCUUUCUCCGAUGUUGAAGGAAAAGGUUAAAGAAAUUUGGGAUGAAGAGUGCGGAAUCAUUUUCAUUAAGAAGUGCUUACGCAAUAAAAAGGUUCUUCUCAUACUCGAUGAUGUGGAUGAUUUAAAACAACUAGAAGUACUGGCUGGAAAUCAAAGUUGGUUUGGUAUGGCAAGUAGAAUUGUGAUUACGACUAGAAAUGAAGGGUUGCUAGUCCAACAUGGUAUAGCAGCAUCAUAUAAGAUGCAGGGGUUGAAUUACUGCGAAGCACUUGAGCUCUUUAGUCUGAAUGCCUUUAGGAAAGAACAACCCGAGAAAGACUUUUUGGAACUGUCAAAGCAUUUCCUAAAAUAUGCUAGAGGCCUUCCACUAGUUCUUAAAACAUUAGGGUCUUUUUUGCAUACGAGAGGUCAGGAUGCAUGGAAGAGUAUGUUGGAUAAUAUUCAUAGAGUUCCUAAUCCAACAAUUUUCAAUUCACUCAAAAUCAGUUACGACGGACUAGAGGACAUGGAGAAGAGGGUUUUUCUCGAUGUUGCAUGUUUCCACAAAGGGAAGUGCAUGAAGCAAGUUAUUCCAAUACUAGACAAUUCUUUUGAAAUUUCUAGUAGUAUUAUAAUAGAUCUACUAAUUGAGAAAUCUCUCUUAACCAUUGAAAAACGCGUCCAAUAUGAUAAAUCAGCCAAGUACUUCAUAGGGAUGCAUGAUUUGAUACAAGAAAUGGCAUGGACAAUUGUUGGUCAAGAGUCUAAAGAGCCUGGUCUACGGAGUAGGCUGUGGCUUCCCGAUGAUAUUUUUCAUAUAUUCACGACCAAUACGGGAACGAGAGCUAUUGAAGGUAUAGGAUUACAACUACCUGAAAUAGAAGAGGUGCACUGGAGUUGUGAAGCCUUCUCUAAUAUGCGUGGAUUGAGGUUUCUAGAAUUCGACAAUUUGAUCAUUUCUUCAAGUCCCAAGUUUCUUUCAUGUUCCAUGAGAAUUAUAAUUUGGAGUUGGUAUCCUUCCAAGUCUCUUCCACCAAGCUUUCACCCGCGUUUCCUUACCGAACUAAGAAUGCGUCAUAGCAAACUUGUUCAUUUAUGGGAUGGAAAAGAGAACUUUCCCAAGUUGAAAUGUAUUGAUCUGAGCUACUCAAAUAAAUUGAUCGGUACCCCAGAUUUCACUGGUCUUCAAAAUCUUGAGGAGUUGAUUCUUAUGCAGUGUAAGAAUUUAGUUGAGAUUCACCCAUCUAUUGCAGUUCUUAAAAAGCUUAAAGUUUUGAAUCUUCGUGACUGUGAAAGUAUUAAGAGCCUCCCAAGUGAAGUAGAAAUGGAUGCUCUUGAGUCUUUAGUUCUUUCCGGAUGCUCCAGAGUGAAAAAGAUCCCAGAAUUUUCGAACCAGAUGAAAAGUUUGUCCACGCUUUGUUUACGUGGGACUGCGAUUGAGAAAUUACCGAUUGAACAUCUAGUUGGCCUUACUAGACUAAGUUUCAAUAAGUGCAGAAGGGAUGAUUGGGGCCUUCUCCGCUUAUUUGGAAUUAGAAAGAGCGAUGAGCCUUGUUGGGGUUUGGUGUUGGCUUCUUUAAAUCGUUUGCGUUGUUUGGUGCGCUUAUUCCUACGUUAUUGUGAUCUUGGGGAAGGUGAUAUCCCCGAUGAUAUUGGUUGCUUGUCCUCUUUGAAAAGGUUAAGUCUUAGUGGAAACAAUUUUGUUACCCUUCCAGCAAGCAUCAAAUGCCUUUCUCGACUUAAGUCUCUUCAGUUAGUCAGGUGCCAAAGACUUGAGCAACUGCCAGAUCUUCCGUCAAAUAGGAAAUUACACGUAAAUGUAAGUGAUUGUACUUCAUUGAAAAGGUUGGCGGAUCCAUCCAAUUUGUCUGAUUUUGCUUUCAAUUCGCGGAAUUGCAUUACAUUGGUGGAAGAUGAAAACUGGAUCAAAACAAUAUAUUCAAGGAUCGUGAAAUACGCCACUGAGAAAAUCUGUCGUAAUCAUAUUGUGUGCCCCGGAAAGGGGAUUCCCGAGUGGUUCAACAAUCAAACCUUGGGACAUUCGCUAAAUGUGGAGCUACCUCCGCAAUCAUGUAGCAGCUGGAUGGGGAUUGCUUUUUGUGUUGUUUUUGCACAACCAACUCUAGCUGCCCUUAAAGCGGAUGGAUUCUUGAUUCAGUGUUUACCUCGAACUAACCGUAAACAGAGUACAUGGCUUUUUAAAUCACCUCUUGUGUCUGAACAUCUUUGGAUAUUCUAUUUGCCUCGCAAAGAAUGUCUUCAAGAACAGUUUCUAUUUGAAACUUAUUAUAGGCUCGGAAUGAAUAAACCCAAAGUAGGCUUGAAUAUGGUGAAGAAGUGUGGGGCUCGUUUGGUGUACGAGCAAGAUUUGAAAGAACUCAAACGAACAUUGAAAAUCUUGGUAGCUUCAAGUCAAAGUCGUAGUUUUGACAACAAAGAACAUACCCGCAAAAGGCAGAAGGAAGAUAAAUAAUUGUUUCAUGCUUUUUUCAACCAUUCAAUGCCUCAGAGUUUACUCAGAAUCCAUCUUGCUGUCUUUUGGAAUGAAGCUUACGUUCUAGCUAGGUCAGUUUCACCACCCUUUGUCCGGUUCUUCUUCUUUGCCACAAUUCAGUGCUAGUGUUGGGACGUGGAAGAACGUUCAUGAAUGAAGAAGACGGUUAAGCUUGAAGGGAGUGUGCAGUCCGAGAUGCAAGUGUGCUAUAAACACCAGAUUUAACACUUGGAACACCGGCUUUCUCUUCGUCACCAACGAUGCAUCAAGCAUAUAUGCGGCUGCAAGUUUGAAGAUUUAUGUUAUUAUUAAACCGCAUUGUAUUUGUAGCAUGUAAUAAGUGUACAAACAAAGUAGGUAUUUUGAUUACUGAACCAGCCAGGAAUUUCACAUAUUGAAAAUGAGAGAGAGAGAGAGUAAUCAAUCGUCUUAAUUUUUUUUUUUUUGAGUGGAGUGAUAGUAUUAGUUAAAUGUUAUAUUAACUACCGAUGAAGUUUAAACCCACGCUGUUAUAUAAAAACAUAAUACAUUUUCAU
Messenger RNA from Pyrus x bretschneideri (Chinese white pear), 4308 nucleotides. Its product is annotated as TMV resistance protein N-like. Gene Ontology annotation, molecular function: protein binding; ADP binding. Gene Ontology annotation, biological process: defense response; signal transduction. The transcript is spliced from 8 exons. The record is from RefSeq and is a predicted model, not a curated record. NCBI's taxonomy places the organism in Eukaryota, Viridiplantae, Streptophyta, Magnoliopsida, Rosales, Rosaceae. The coding region runs from base 467 to 3751 and encodes 1094 amino acids.